AUGUUCUUCUUGGUCAAUCUGUUACUAUCUAUCUAUCUAUCUAUCUAUCUAUCUAUCUAUCAUUCUUUCUAUCUUUCUCUCAUCUGUAUCAGUGAUAUCUCAUUUUUCAUCUAUCUAUCUAUCUAUCUAUCUAUCUAUCUAUCUAUUUACCUGUCUGUCUCAAUCCGUUCCUCAUCUAUCUAUAGGUCUAAUUCAGUUCUUAUUUAUCUAUUAAUCUAUAUGUCUAUCUAUCUCAGUCUCAUUCCUUAUCUAUCUAUCUAUCUAUCUAUCUAUCUAUCAAUACAUCUACCUAUCUCACUAUCUUCUUUCUUCUAUCUAUCUAUCUAUCUAUCUAUCUAUCUAUCUAUCGAUCUAUCAUCUUCCUAUCUAUUAUCCAUCUAUCUAUCAUUGGCUCUCUUUAUCUAUCUAUCUUUCUAUCUAUUAUUGUCAUUUACUUUUUUUAUAUGUAUUUUUCUGAUUCUGUCCAAAAUAUCUUUUUUUUAUCUAUCCAUUUAUACAUGCGAAACAAUUUACACAUUCACUCUAUUCAUAUCUAUUUUUGUUUCAUUUUAUCUUUUAUUUUCAGUUUUAUUUUAUUAUCUAUUUAUUUUUAUCUAUCUAUCUAUAUUUUAA
Molecule: messenger RNA, 612 nt
Organism: Acanthosepion pharaonis
Lineage: Eukaryota; Metazoa; Mollusca; Cephalopoda; Sepiida; Sepiidae
Source: the annotation of a GenBank genome assembly